Paramecium pentaurelia is the source of this 782-nucleotide messenger RNA. NCBI's taxonomy places the organism in Eukaryota, Ciliophora, Oligohymenophorea, Peniculida, Parameciidae. The record is from the annotation of a GenBank genome assembly.
AUGCUUUAUGAUAAUAAUUUAAGAAUAUCUCUUAUUAAUAAGGUUGUCGAUUAACUCCAUAAUGCUUAAAUUGAAGCUGAAAAGGUAUAUUUAAUGAAAGAACUAUAUAGUUAACAGACUUUAAAUUUAAUUUCAAUCAAUUAAAUAAGAGAUUAAUAGAAUUUUCAUAAGAAGUUAUUGAACUUUGGAGAAAGAAUUAUUCUUAGCGUGAGUAUGUAUUAUACAAAGAGAGAUUAUAGUAAUUGAUAGGAAUGCAUAAAAAUUCAAUAUCUAAAAUAGCAGAUUAAUCAAGAUCAAGAAAUACAACUAAGAAAUUAAGCAAACCUUCUAGUGAAAAUGAAUUAAGUAGUUAAACUAAAGUUAAAAUUUAACAUGAAUAAGUAUCUACUCCUUAAUAAAUGCAAAUAUUAAAAGAGGAUGACUUUUCUGAUAUAUCAUUUGCUUCUUUGACAAAUAGUAAUUCUGAGACAAUAUAAGAAAUAAUAGAACAUUCUGAAAAAAAUGUUUAAGGUUUCUGUUAGGUUCAUAAUUGUAGAGAAUUAAAGAUUUUAAGAGAAAUUUUUAGAUAAAAAAUAGAUAUAAAUGAAUUAUAAUUAGCAUUAGAAGAGAUUACUUCAUUAAAAUCAUAAAUUAGAAUGAAAUUGUAAAAAGAAAAUUAAAAGAUUUAAGUAAUGCAUGAACGACUAAUUGAAGGAUAAAAUAAACUUUAAAGAAUGGAAGAAUAUGAAAAAGACUAAUAAUAAAUGAUAACAUUAAAAAAGAUAGCAUUAAAUUUAGAAUGA